AUGCCUCACCUUACAUCUCAAUAUAUGUGUGGCAGGGUGUACGUGGACGGGCAGGAGGUGAAGGAGGGCACCCUGGUGAGCGAGGCCGCCCUCAUCCCCCUCAACGGGACGCUCUACCUUGGUCAGGAUCAAGACAAAUUCGACGGCGGUUUGGACUCUGACCAAACUCUCAGCGGCUACAUCACCCAGGUAAAUAUUUGGAAUCGCGAGUUGGACCCCAGCUAUAUAGAGAGCAUCGCCAACUGCUUAGAAAAUCCCCAAGGCAACAUGUUCUCAACAGACACCACCUCUGUCCAAGAGUCCAACGUGAGUUCCGAAAUGGUUCACAUUAAGACCUUCUGUAAGUCAAGAGAGAAGUACUUUAUUAUCCCGGUGAAGAUGCUUCCUAUAGAAGCCGAAAGGUUCUGUAAGCUUACAGAUUCUAAGUUCUUCAUCCCUGAAGACGAGGAGACCAAUUCUCAGUUUGCUAACGUGGCCACAGAGCUGUUCACUGACGCGUGUGCAGGAAAGAGCUAUCGAUUUAUAAUUUUAGGCGGGACAGACAUUGACAAAGAAGGGCAGUGGAGGAAAACAAUGGGCGGCGAGCCUCUAACGUAUAUUCCCUGGAGUCCGGGAGAGCCCAAUGGCUGGAGGAUAGAUAACUGCUUAGUGUUGAGUAAUUACAAUUACCGCUGGGGCGAUGUUGGCUGUUACAAUAAACUAUGUUUCUCCUGCAGUAGAACCAACCUGGAUUACUUGCAGUUACGAGGCAUGUGUCAGAUCAACGAGCAUCAAACACGCUUUCUCUUGGACGGUUACAUCAACGGUAAACCCUUCUUCAGAGGAUAUUACGGUCUUAUUAUUUAUCAUUCAGGUGUGAAGGAGUGGAUAUUACAUGAUAUAGUAGGAAAUGUUACCCUGGCCACCGUCUCCAUGAUGUAUUCCACCGACUAUCCAAUCGGCCGCCAGAGGUGGACCGUCAACACCUCCUUCUGUGACCACCUUAUAGGUAGUGACGUGGUGUUGGGUCUGUCGACAUGCACGACGCAAGAUUUCAUGUGCACGGACGGGUCAUGUGUGCACCGCUCCGUGCGCUGCAACUUACGGGACGACUGCUUAGAUGGCAGCGAUGAAGAGAACUGCACCACCAUCUCCUUUAGUGACAGGUACCACAAUUAUCGCCCGCCUCCCGGAGUUACGUUCAGAACGCCGCUACAGAUCGUUCCUGUCGUAGAUCUCAUCAGGUUCUCAAAAAUAGACGACAUUAACCUCGCUUUCAACAUGGAGAUUGAGAUCUCUCUCUCAUGGCCUGACCGAAACCUCAAAUUUAAGAACAUCAAGAGUGAGGAGGGAAAGAACAAGUUGAAUGAACAGGAAGUAGAGAAGAUCUGGAGCCCAGAAGUCGAGUUUCUGAACGUGAACAACGGCGAGUUGAAGAUGUUGAAAACUGGAGUGUACGUGAAACAGACCGGCAACCCCGACCCUCCUCUCUUUUACGACGUCCAGAUGGACACUAUCUACCAGCCCAGCAGUGGACAGCUGGUGCAGAGACGUCAGUACUACGGCAGCUUCAACUGUCACUUCAAGCUGUUCAGGUACCCCUUCGACACACAGACCUGCAUCAUCGUCGUCAAGCUCGCCUCAGCUGACACCACCGUCCUCGAACUCAAGAACUCAUCUGUUGUAUACAGUGGCAUGGCUGAACUUCCUAAAUACGAGGUUCAGAACAUAAAAAUCUCCCUCAAGAAUCGCUCCGGCUAUGCUGUCAUAGAGGUGAUGUUCCAGCUAGAGCGACGUUGGAGUUUGUUGAUGCUGACUAUCUUCCUGCCCACCUUCCUCCUACUGGGGAUCGGCUACGGCACCCUGUUCAUCAAGUUGGCCGUCUUCCAGGCCAGGGCCGUGAUGACGUUAACCACACUACUGGUGUUAUACACGCUGUUCAACCAAGUGUCAAGUGGCCUGCCCGACACCGCCUACAUCAAGAUGCUCGACUUGUGGUUCUUCUUCUGCAUCUUCGUCAUCUUCAGCAUCAUCGUCAUCCACAUCACAGUCGAACAUCUGGAUAAGGAGCCUGAGACGCCCAAAACCAGAACUGUGCAGGUAUCCCCCGUAGGCGACCUAAAGCUUCCCCAGUACCCGUCCUUCUUCCCCAUCAAGAUGCAGGCUGGGAGGCUGAUGAUUGUCAGUCGUCGCUUCGUCUACCCGCUCAUCAUCACCUCUUUCUGCCUCGUCUUCUGGGUCGUCAUCUUAUCCGUCUCCUAGUUCACCUGGUCUCCUAGUACACCUGGUCUCCUAGUACACCUGGUCUCCUAGUUCACCUGGUCUCCUAGUUCACCUGGUCUCCUAGUACACCUGGUCUCCUAGUACACCUGGUCUCCUAGUACAGCUGGUCUCCUAGUACACCUGGUCUCAUAGUUCAUCUGGUCUCCUAUUACACCUCGCCUCCUAACUCACAUGGAAGUCGCCUACUUCUGCCUCGCCUUCAUAAACUUAAGAGGGGCCGUGACCUCUCCCUCCCACGCCCAUCAAUAUCCAUGGAGCAUAUUGACCCACUUUUAAACCCUAUAAUAUUGUGGGGGGUUUUUGUCAGUAUCUACACUAACUGUCUACUUACAUAUUGAAAUGCGUUUAAGGUACAACAACUGGAGUGAUUUUUUUUUUAUAACAUCCCUAAUUUUUACGAAUAUAUUAUGAUGGUACCAAUGUUGGAUGUGUAUAAAGUAAUCAUGGAUUUCUUUCAUACCACUUGGACAGGCAGCUCAGCUCAGAUGCCAAUGUUCUUACUCUCCAAAUUACAGUAAAUGAUAAGAAAACUUUAUUGACUGUUGCUCGGCCAGUUGUGUUUCACUGACCUGUUACUGGCGUUUAUACUGAUCACUUAUAUUAUUAUUGAGUAUUUUUGCAUGUAAACCACCAGCAAGUGGGGAUCUGGAUGUUAAUCGAUUAUUGUGGGUUCAUGGUUAUCCAGUAAAGUUGGUAAGUUAUCCGGUCUUCCUGGGUUAUUGGGUGACACUGGGUUAUGUCUAGUUGCAUGGAGGGUGUGGUGGGUGUGUUGGUGACAGGUUUUACACCUAAAUUAAGUAAAUGCACGAUUAGAUGGCCCUUAAACCGGAGAGCUUUGAGGGACGGCUAUUAAAUUUUAAUUUGGUUGCACACGAUAGAAAAAUUGUCACAGGUGUGAUCACAUUGUUUUAUACAACUAUGAGGAGACUGUAAUGUUGAUAUUAUAAAUAAAUAAUUAUCUAGA
Homarus americanus (American lobster) is the source of this 3226-nucleotide messenger RNA. RefSeq lists its product as uncharacterized. Lineage: Eukaryota; Metazoa; Arthropoda; Malacostraca; Decapoda; Nephropidae. Gene Ontology annotation, biological process: signal transduction; regulation of membrane potential; nervous system process. The transcript is spliced from 7 exons. Bases 1 to 2241 code for a protein of 746 amino acids. Gene Ontology annotation, molecular function: transmembrane signaling receptor activity; neurotransmitter receptor activity; protein binding. The record is from RefSeq and is a predicted model, not a curated record. Gene Ontology annotation, cellular component: membrane; synapse; neuron projection.